GGGGAAGUUGCAUUUUCAAAAGAUGAUUCAGUGUAACUGAAUGGCAAAAGCUGCAUUGUGUAUUGUGUCUGUAUUGUUUAACUAAAGCAGGCACUGACUACAAAUUUCACAGGAAUAGACAACAUCUUUAAACUUCUUGGCUUGGCCAAAGGGAUACUGUGAAGGCAACUGACUAAUAUGAAACAACCUGUUCUGUAAAAAAAAAGAAAGAAGAGAAAAAACAUGGAUUUCCGAAGCAUCCCUUCAUGUUCCGAAGUCAGCUGUUGGAGCCCUGAAGCUCUCAUUGAAUAUUUUAGAGCUCACAACCUUCGUGAUUGUGAAAAGUUGGUCAAAAAGCAAGGCAUUACCGGAAAGAGAUUUUUGGAAAUGACUGAAAAUGAAAUACAGAAGUUUCCCAAAGUAGCAGUACCAAUGCUGAUAAAAAUCCAACAACACAUGAACAAGAAAGAUGAGAAGAGGGGCUUCUUUCAGAAAAAGACAGCAAUCCCGAGAUUUCCACAGGAAACUGAAUUUAUUCCUGAAGACAAAGAAUUUUCUGACUCUGACUCAUUUGAGGAGGAUUAUGAAAGUCCCAAUGAGUUUGAUGAUGAUGACUAUGAACGCCCAGCAUCAGAAAAUGAAGAGGAUGAAAAUGAAAAUGGAGAUUAUGAGCCACCUCCUCCCAAUAUUGAAGAUGCUCAUCCUCCCAUAUUUCAAUUAAAGCCAAAUGUAACUAACUCCCCCUAUGCAGACAGAGAGUUUGGAAAUUCUACCAAAAAUCCUCCAGAGCCCCCAAAGAGGCCGGGGAAUCCAGGACUUCCACCAAACAGGGGACAUACUUUUCCUGGGUAUUCACCCUCAUCAAAUCAAGAAAACAGAGCGAAUACACUCGGUCCAAGCAUUGAUCGUACAAUCAAGCCAAGUUUUGAAAUGACCUAUCCGCCAAAUGUUGGAAGAGGGAAACCACCUAUUCCAGGAAAGAUUCAGACUGGACAUGCAGGUAUCAGUCAACAGGCAUCUGAAAAAUUAUCAAAUCUUAUAAAACCCCCCGUUCCCAUUGAAAGAAACAAUCAGCCAUUUGAAAGGAGAAUACCGAGUCCAAGGCCCAGUUUACCUAUGGACAAAAGAUUCAAUCCAGAAGAAGAUGCACCUAAGCGGCAAGUUCCUCCACCAGGAGGCCUUGGAUUUUCCUCAAAUACUUUUCCUCCAAGGCCGUCUGCGAAGAAUUCAUUUCCUGGAUUGCCAGUUACAGAAGGUCCAUCCCCACCAGGACCAGCACCUCCCCCUCAUAAACCAGGUAAUAUGAAUCGGUCUUUCUCAGAAGGAACAUGUAACGGCAGGCCGCCAGCUCCUAUUCCUACCAGCUAUAAUCAGACUUCAGCAACAGAAAAAGAGAGCCUGUCUCAAGACCAGUGGUAUACUGGCAAUAUUUCAAGAUCAGAAGCUGAAACAGCCCUAAGAUCAAUCAAUCAGGAUGGAACAUUUUUGGUGAGAAACAGCUCCAAGUCAACGGCUUCACAUCCAUAUGUUCUAAUGGUGUUAUACAGAAACAAGGUUUACAACAUUCAGAUUCGACAGGACCAGACAAAUGGCCUAUACAUGCUGGGGACCGGACUCAGAGGACAGGAGACCUUUACUUCAGUGGAGGAAAUUAUUGACUACUUUCAUAAAACACCACUUCUUCUUAUUGAUGGAAAGGAUCAAAGUUCGAGGCAACACUGUAUGCUUACAUUUGCUGCUGGUUGCUGCCUAACUUAACAACAAAUAGUCAUCAUUUACUCAUUGGUGAACACUGGUUAUUGUCAAGCUUUCCAAAGGAUAACAGUUACACCGUUCUUUUUAAAAUUUUUAACUCAGUUUUUCUUUUUUUAAAUGAAGUUUUUCGAAGCCUGAAGGCAGGCAUACCAUCAAAUUGCUUUUAUUCAUUCCGAUAUGGUGGUAAAACCAUAUUGCUCCAACAGACUCGGCAACAUGCAAAGUGAAUAUUCAGUAAUAUCUAAAUUGUGUUGCGACAUCUCUUAACAUUUGAUAAAAGAAAUCCAUAACCUGCUCCUAUUAACUGUGUGCAAUAUAAGAUAUGACUAUGCAAUGAAAUGCAGCAAGUGCCGACUAUAAGGACAGAAAAAAAACAGCUUGUGGGAAUCUGUAUUUCAGUGUGUUGUUAUACUAAGUAACUGCUAUUUCUUGCUAGGCUGCUGAUGCCACUGGAGUUCUUGUUAAUAAAAAAUUUGUGUUUAUCUGUACAUACUAUUGGGCAUUCAGCGAGUAGUUUCACAGCAGUAAUGUUUAUUGCAGUAAUGAAAAAUACCACUCGUAGAUAACACAGGCUUGGUGCCACACAGAGCAAACCUGAGAAUGAUUGCACUGAGUGUGAAAAGUGCUCUCUAUUAGUGAUGAGCGAAUCUGUUCCGUUUCGCUUCGCCGAAAAAUUAGCGAAUCUUUGAAAAGAUCCGCGAAACGGCGAAAAAUUCGCGAAGCGGCGAAAAUGUCGUGCGACAAAAAAAAUUGUCGCCCGCGGCUAUUAUUUUGUCGCGCGCGGCUCUUGUUUUGUCGCGCGGCUCUUGUUUCGUCGCGCGGCUCUUGUUUCGUCGCCCGCGGCUCUUGUUUCGUCGCGCGGCUCUUGUUUCGUCGCCCGCGGCUCUUGUUUCGUCGCGCGGCUCUUGUUUCGUCGCCCGCGACUAUUCUUUUUUGACGCCGCAACAAUUUUUGGACGUGCGGCGAAUUUUUCCGCGGCGAAAUUUUUCAUCCGUUUCGCGAAACAAUCCGCCAAUGGCGAAACGCGGAAAUUCGCCGCGAAUCCAUGCCUGGCGAAACUUUUCGCCCAUCACUACUCUCUAUUAAUAAGCAGAAAGUUCUAAAGCUGUUUGCCACAACUAAUUGUGAUGAAUGGCCAUGUUUGCUACACAGAGUUCACUCAAGCUCUUUUUGUAUACCCUAACCCAGCAAGAAAAUAUUCUCAUGAUACCAUCUCCCCUGAGUUCACCAACAAAUGCUGUACUAGGGCUUUGAAUUAAUUUCACUGUGCCAUGUUACACAAUUAUAUUGUAUGGAUGUACUCAUUUGUUUUAAUAUGUGUACAAUGGAAUGAAGCAAUCCUUAAUAAAUGCUGAGAGAAUAUUUGAACAUUU
Messenger RNA from Xenopus tropicalis (tropical clawed frog), 3107 nucleotides. The record is from RefSeq and is a predicted model, not a curated record. NCBI's taxonomy places the organism in Eukaryota, Metazoa, Chordata, Amphibia, Anura, Pipidae.